AGACAACCAAUUAUACACUCCCAGUGACAGUUGUGCUUACAUAACCUCAGUUUCGCUUGUUUUAUUAAAAAGAUGGUUUUAAAUAACGACUUUUGGCACAAUUUUCGCGACGUGAGCAUUUAUCCGACGUGUGAGGAAAUUCUGGGCAAACGCAACCCCGUUGACAAGAACAUAAUUCGUGGAAAAUUCCACAAUGUGGGGCACUACUUGGACGUCCAGUUCCGUCUUUUACGCGAAGACUUUAUCGCAAAUUUGCGCGAAGGCAUCGAGAGUUAUCGGGCAAAAGAGUCCACAAAAGUGCUUGACAUUUACGAAAAUGUGCGCAUUUACAAAGACAGGACCCGACGUAGCGAAGAGUGCCUCAAAAUCGAUAUAAACGUACAAGAGGACGACUCGAAAAAAUUCAUGAAUGGCUCACUCCUCAUCUUCACAAAGAACAAUUUCGACCAAAUGUUUCAAGCAAAAGUCGUCCAACGUUCAACAGAACCGCCCCAGAUUAUCAUUGAGUUGAUCGAUGUGUGCCCUAGUGACCUAAACCUGUCCCAAAGCUACACAAUGGCCGAAUGUAGCCAAUACUUCGACCCCUAUUUUAACGUUCUAACCGCCUUGAAGGCCACCCCUGUCACAAACUUCCCCAUGGAGCGCUACAUCGUCCACUGCGACACCUCGGCGCGCACCCCUCCAUACCUCUCGGGCUUCGCCCCCGAGAGAUGGGGGCGCUCGCUAAACCGCGCCCAAAUGCAGGCCUUCACGGCGGCCCUAACGCGCGAAUUCGUCGUGAUCCAGGGCCCCCCAGGCACUGGCAAAACGCACCUGGGGGUGAAAAUCGCCACCACUUUGCUACAAAACGCCCACUUGUGGCACAAAAACAGCCCCAUGUUGGUCAUUUCGCACAAGAACGACGCCCUUGACCAGUUCCUCGAAGGCCUAAUCCCCUGCACUUCGAGACUAAUCCGAGCCGGGGGCCAAUCAAAGAGCGAGAAAUUGAAACAGUUUAAUUUAAUAACGGGGGCGGGGGAAAAACGGCGCAAGUGGGUGGAGUUUCUCCCAGCGAUGCAACAAUCAUUGGUUGUUGGCAUGACAACGAGUGUGGCGUCACGCUGGAGGGCGGAGUUUUUGGAGGAGUUACAAUCACCGAUUGUUGUGGUCGAGGAGGCGGCGGAAGUGCUCGAAGCGCAUGUGGUGGCAGCACUGACUAGUAAAUGUCAACACUUGAUUUUGUUGGGCGACCACCAACAACUCCAACCGCUCACUGCUGACAAUAAUAUCGGCAAAAAUUACCAUUUAGGUGUGAGUUUAUUCGAACGCAUGGUUUUGAACCACAUACAGUGCUACCAACUUGAUAUUCAACAUCGGAUGCGGCCGGAAAUCGCCGAUCUGCUCCGAGUCAGAAUUUACCCGUUUUUGAAAGACCACGAAUCGGUUUUAAACCGGCCGGGGAUUCCCGGAAUGCAUAAAAACGUGUUUUUCGUUGAUCACAACCAGGGGGAAGAAACCUCUAGUUUGACAACGAAGAAAAAUACGCAUGAGGCGCGUUUUUUGGUAUUUUUGGCGCGUUAUUUGAUUUUAAACGGCCAUAAAUCGAGUGAUAUUGUUAUUUUGGCAACGUAUUUGGGACAAAUGCUUGAAAUUGAAAAGUUGGUUAAGAGUCAGACGUGUCUGGAGGGGGUUAAAGUAUCGACCUUGGACGGGUUUCAAGGACAGGAAGCUGAGAUUGUUUUGUUGUCACUGGUUCGUAGCUCACACAUUGGCUUCCUUAAGGCGGAAAAUCGCAUUUGUGUGGCGUUAUCACGCGCCAGGAGCGGGUUUUAUAUCAUGGGCAAGAUGGCCUUGCUGGCGGGGAAGUCCCAAAUUUGGAACGGUGUGAAAAGAUGUCUAGCAAAACAGGGCGCCAUUGGGCGCAAAAUCGCGUUAGUGUGUCAAAAACAUAAGACUGUCACACAAGUCGAAACAAUUGACGACUUCCAAAAUGUCCAAAAUGGCGGUUGUCAUUUGAAAUGUUGCGAAAUUAUGGCUUGUGGCCAUAAUUGCGUACUUUUGUGUCACACCAGUUAUUUGAAACAUAAAUGUGAACGGAAAUGUGUUACGAGGUCGACUCCUGUUGUCAAAAAAUACGAAAUUGGUGAACCUGACCUUUGGUCUAAGCCACGGACUGAUGGUUAUGUGAGGCCUAGGGACUUUGGUGCUAACUCACAAUUGGGUGAAAGUGAAUCGUUUUCUUUUACAAGAAUUGUGAGGAAUUUAAUUCGGAGCUUUGUGCACUUUAUUGUUGAGAAUUUUUUUACCUAACUUAAUGUAUUGUGAUACAGUAUUUUAAUACGAAAAUAAAAUAUAAUGACAGUC
Tribolium castaneum (red flour beetle) is the source of this 2343-nucleotide messenger RNA. RefSeq names its product NFX1-type zinc finger-containing protein 1. The record is from RefSeq and is a predicted model, not a curated record. NCBI's taxonomy places the organism in Eukaryota, Metazoa, Arthropoda, Insecta, Coleoptera, Tenebrionidae. The coding region runs from base 73 to 2289 and encodes 738 amino acids. Gene Ontology annotation, cellular component: nuclear RNA-directed RNA polymerase complex. Gene Ontology annotation, biological process: regulatory ncRNA-mediated heterochromatin formation. The transcript has 3 exons. Gene Ontology annotation, molecular function: helicase activity.